Messenger RNA from Purpureocillium lilacinum, 1620 nucleotides. RefSeq names its product lysophospholipid acyltransferase. Gene Ontology annotation, molecular function: 1-acylglycerophosphocholine O-acyltransferase activity; 1-acylglycerol-3-phosphate O-acyltransferase activity. Lineage: Eukaryota; Fungi; Ascomycota; Sordariomycetes; Hypocreales; Ophiocordycipitaceae. Gene Ontology annotation, cellular component: membrane; endoplasmic reticulum. Gene Ontology annotation, biological process: glycerophospholipid biosynthetic process; lipid modification. The record is from RefSeq and is a predicted model, not a curated record.
AUGCUGCGGCUCCUUCAUCGGCCCUUCGAGGCGCUCUCUGCAAGCGCUGGUGCCUCGCCCGAUGAAUUGAAGAUAAUUUUCUCAUUCCUCCUGUCCUAUCCACUGGCUGGCCUCUUGAAGCGUGUGCCGGACGCGAAACCCCUGCGCAAGAACCUCUUCAUCAUAAGCACCGCCGUGUUUUAUCUGGUCGGACUCUUCGACCUGUGGAGUGGCCUCUUCACGCUGUGCCUCAGCGCCACCGGCGCCUAUUGCAUCGCAAAGUACCUGCGCAAGAGCCCGUACAUGCCAUGGGUCGGCUUCCUCUUCGUCAUGGGCCACAUGUCAAUCAGCCACAUCCAUCGCCAAGCUGUUGACAGCCCUUCGUCCGUUGAUAUCACCGGUGCCCAGAUGGUGCUCGUCAUGAAGCUGAGCGCCUUCUGCUGGAACGUUGCUGACGGCCAGUUGUCACCCGACAAGCUGACCGACCUGCAACGGGACCGGGCCUUGCCGCAUCUGCCGUCUGUUCUCGACUUCGCGGCCUACGUCCUCUUCUUCCCGGGCUUGCUCGCCGGCCCGGCAUUUGACUACGCCGAAUAUCGCCGCUGGAUCGACACAUCCAUGUUUGACGUCCCCGCGGACAUCGACCCGGCCAAGAAACCACCAGUGAGGAAAAAGCGCAAGAUCCCUCGCAGUGGCACUCCGGCCGCCUUUAAGGCUGCCAGUGGCCUGAUCUGGAUCGGCCUCUUUGUCGCCCUGUCUGGCCGCUUCGGCCACGAACAGCUCGUUGCUGACUCGUACAUGCGCCGCGGCCUGCUCCAUCGCAUCUGGAUCAUGUACAUGGUCAAUCUGGUGACGCGACUCAAGUACUACGGCGUGUGGACCCUGACGGAAGGCUCCUGCAUUCUCGCCGGGUUGGGCUACAAUGGUGUCGAUCCCGUCACCGGCAAGGUGUCGUGGAACCGUCUGCAAAACAUCGACCCUUGGAUGGUAGAGACCGCCCAGAAUCCAAGGAGCUACCUCGCCGGGUGGAACAUGAACACGAACAACUGGUUGCGCAAUUACGUCUACUUGCGCGUAACGCCGAGGGGCAAGAAGCCCGGCUUUCGCGCCAGCAUGACGACCUUUGUCACAAGUGCCUUCUGGCACGGCUUCUACCCUGGUUACUACAUGGCAUUUGUGCUCGCCAGUUUGAUACAAACAGCCGCCAAGAACUUCCGUCGCCUUGUGCGACCAUUCUUUCUCGAUCCUGUCACUGGCGGGCCUGGACCACAUAAGAAGUACUAUGAUGCCGCCAGCUUCGUGGCUACGCAACUCACCUUCUCUUUCGCCACAACCCCGUUCCUGGUUCUCAGCUUUCGUGGCUCGAUGCUGGCAUGGAGCCGUGUGUACUUCUAUGGCUUCGUUUGGACCAUCGUCUCCUUGGUCUUCUUCGCAUCGCCAGGAAAGGCGAAGCUACGCGCACUGCUCGAGAAGAGGCAGGGCAAAGUCAGCGCCAGGUUAGUGAGGUCCAUCAGCACAGACAGCCUCACCGGAAAGGAUCCGAUCUUGGGCAUUUCCAAGGACCUCGAGCGCGAUGUAAACGAGGCCGUUGAGGAGAUCAGGGCCGAAGUCGAAGCCCGCCAAAGGAAGAAGACGGGCUAG